CUGGGCACUGACGGCUAGUUCUCCCAGCUGGGACCUGUUGAGUCCCAUUUAAAUGCUGGUGCGCAGAUCCCUGAGCAGCUCAUUCACCUUCCAAGAUGCUGGCUGCAGUAGUGGAGGGGCUGGUGGUGCUCUGCCUGGUCUCAGGCAUUCAGGGAGGAAAACGGUUUCAGGAUGUCAUGGAGUUUGGAAGGGAUCCUGGCUCUAGAGGGCACAGUAACCAUAUAGAUGGGUGGUCUCCUGAUACCAACUCCUGGGAUGAGAAACUCUACCCUGCCUGGAAGUCUGAUGAUGCCAGAUGGGAAAACUGCUGGAGAGAUGGUAAAGUAAAGGCGUUGUUGACCAGUGACAGCCCUGCGCUGAUAGGGUCAAAUAUCACUUUCGCUGUCACCCUGCAAUUACCUAGAUGUCAAAAAGAAAAUGAAGAUGGAGACAUAGUUUAUGAAAGAGGGUGUGGAAAUGUUUCCUCCAACUUCCCAGACCAAUAUGUAUAUAACUGGACCAAGUGGAUACAUUUCUGUAACGAAGGAAACUGCAGCUUUGCCAACAAGUUUCCUGAUGGAAAACCAUUCCCACAUCACCCCCACUGGAGGCGACACAACUUCAUUUACAUCUUCUCUACCCAAGGCCAGUAUUACACAAAGAAUGGAAGAUCUUCUGCUGUUCUGUCCAUAAAUACUACAAACAUCACAACUGGCACACAAAUGAUUGAGGUCACUGUAUACAGGAAAGGACACUGGAAACACUACCCGGUUGCUAAAGCAAGUAGUAUUUAUGUUAUAACUGACCAAAUUCCGUUUUAUGUGAAGUUUUCCCAGAAGAAUGACAAGAAUUCCUCAGACCAACUCUUCAUAAAGGAUUCUCCAAUUGACUUUGACAUCCUAAUCCAUGAUCCAAGCAACUACCUUAAUAAAUCUACAUUGAAAUUUGACUGGGAUUAUGGGGAUGGAAAUGGAUCUUUUUCUUCCAAUAACCCGCUUUCUAAUCAUACCUAUGACAUGUUUGGAAACUAUACUGCUAUGUUGACCAUUAAAGCAGCCAUUCCUGGUCCAUGUAAUCCUGUAACACCAACAACUCCAGUCCCUACAACACAUCUCCCAACUACCACCAGUACAAUCACCACAACUAAUUCAACUGGUAACUCAACAGAACUACCACCAUUCGAGACUGAAACCUUUCCACUGACAACUGAGAUGCCAAAUGUUACGACCGCUCAUAUAACCACUGCACAUACAACUGCUGCUCCUGGCUGCUUCAUAUACAGAUAUGGAUAUUACAGCACAAACAUCACAGUUGUAGAUGGAAUCCUUGAGGUUAAGAUUGUGGAAAUGACCAAUGUUGAAGUAUCUACAUCUCAGACUGGAAACUCCAUAAUUGACUUUGUGGUGACUUGCCAAGGAAGCCUGCCUACAGAUGCCUGCACCAUAGUCUCAGAUGCUAGUUGCAUGAUUCCCCAGGACAUUGUCUGUGACUCGGUUCCAUCUUCAGAUCAAUGCUUACUGACCCUAAGAAGAACCUUUCAGCCUGGAUCUUACUGCGUCAAUAUUACACUGAGUGACAGUGCAAGUUUGGGUCUUGCUAGUACGCUGGUGUCUGUUAAUGGUGGUUCCAAACUACAGGCUCUUUCUGCAGUACUCCUUUCUCUAGCUUUGGUUGGCGUUGUUGCUGUGGUAAUUGGCAUUUCCUUGUACAAGAAACACAAAGAACACAAACCUAUAGCAAAUGCUUCAGAUGAAAUAAGUGGCCAAGGAAUCAUUGUCUACUUCAGUCAGAUCAAAGAUGUUCUCUUCAAAAGAGACAAUGAACACAAUCCUCUUCUCUUCUGAAAAAGGCUUCAAUAAUAUGAUACUAUUUUACUUGACUGUCUGCCAUGUAUUGGUAUUCUGCUGCUUGGUUCCUCAUCUGUGUUAAAGCUGUAUUAGAAAUGCUUGUCAAUAAAGUGUUUCCUUUAUUUAAA
Hyla sarda is the source of this 1954-nucleotide messenger RNA. Its product is annotated as protein QNR-71-like. NCBI's taxonomy places the organism in Eukaryota, Metazoa, Chordata, Amphibia, Anura, Hylidae. Gene Ontology annotation, biological process: cell adhesion. Bases 96 to 1823 code for a protein of 575 amino acids. The record is from RefSeq and is a predicted model, not a curated record. The transcript is spliced from 11 exons. Gene Ontology annotation, molecular function: integrin binding.